Messenger RNA from Dicentrarchus labrax (European seabass), 3011 nucleotides. It is a transcript of the gene mpl, whose product is annotated as MPL proto-oncogene, thrombopoietin receptor. Gene Ontology annotation, biological process: positive regulation of cell population proliferation; hemopoiesis; cytokine-mediated signaling pathway. Bases 149 to 2062 code for a protein of 637 amino acids. NCBI's taxonomy places the organism in Eukaryota, Metazoa, Chordata, Actinopteri, Moronidae. The record is from RefSeq and is a predicted model, not a curated record. Gene Ontology annotation, cellular component: external side of plasma membrane. The transcript is spliced from 12 exons. Gene Ontology annotation, molecular function: protein binding; cytokine receptor activity.
CCCCUCAGAACUGCUCAGCCCUCACCCAUGCACACUCAAAACCCUGCAUAAGAGACAACCACAAUUCACAUACAAAAGCAUGUGUUGUGUUAGCUUAAGUGCCAUAGUGGUUUAGCAUAUCUAAUUCCUCAUAAUACCCUGAUCUGCCAUGAAUUCGCUGUGCAGGUGGGAGAUACUCCUUAUUAGCGUAUGGAUACAAGUGAGCUUUGUGCCUGGGAUACAUUGCAAGAAUGGGAUUGUCGAUCUUCUCUCAAGGGAAGAUAUUAUGCUCUUGAAGAAUGAACCGGAUCCCAAAUGUUUCACCCGCACAGACAAGGAUUUCACCUGCUUCUUUGAGACUGCAGACAACAGGACUUAUGAUUUGUUCUACACAAGUUUUACAGAGAAAACGUGCAGCAUGUCUGUCCAGAGAACAGAAGAGGGCACUUUCCUCCACAUCUGCCCAUUUCCUAGCUCAGAUGUUUUUCUGUAUGUGACUACACACCUUAAAGUGGUGGAGCGCAAUACCAACAUCAUCCUCUACGAACGGAACGUCUCUGUGGAGGACAACUUUCUCCUGUACCCCCUCUUCAAUGUGUCUUUACACCAUAAUGACCAAGCAGGACAGCUGCGGGUUUCAUGGCAAUUAAAGAUCCCGCAAUACUGGGAAAAUUAUGUGAGCUAUCGGAUUCGAUUCUCCUCCAAGGGGCUGGGAGAGAAGAUAAAAGAGGCAAAGGAGGGUGACAUACUAGACUCUCUGGUACCAGGGGAGGAGGUUGAGGUCCAGGUCAGUGUCAAAUGUGGCUCCAAUUUAAAUGCAGCACACUGGAGCAGCUGGUCACACCCUGUGCGAGCCAUGGUCCCCCAAAGUGCAGAUGAUAUUUCGCUAAUGUGCUACACCUCUGACCUGCAAACCCUCACCUGUCAGUGGAAUGGGAGCAGAUAUGAUGAAGAGAAACUUUUCUACAAGAUGGGUCUCGGUGAAACUUUGGGCUGGACAGAAUGGACCGAGUGUCUCCCUGACAAGAACAUGACUGACCUGUGCCGUUUCCAAGGAGAUAAUUCCAGUAAAAUCAGGGUCAAGCUCAGCACUCCACUCAGCAGAACCUUCUAUAGUCCAGAGUUCAUGCUCAGCAACAGCAUAAAAACAUAUCCACCAAGGCAUCUCAGAGGAACACUGAAAAAUAAUAAGUUGUGCUUGAAAUGGGAAGCUCCACUUCCGUCUCUGUCGGCUGACCUGCAGUAUGAAGUUGGCUACCAGAUCAGAGGGGAGGAAACAUGGAUGAUGGUACCCCUGACGAAUCAGAGGGGCACUUGUCUAGAGGUUCCACCAGGCAGACAGUACAACGUUAAGUGCAGAGCUAAACCUAUCAGCUCCAUUCACUUUAGCCACUGGAGUGACUGGUCAGACGUGCUUACUGGUGACACCCCCACUGACAAUGGCAUAUGGCUCAUGCUGUGGAUCCCUAUCUUGAUGCUUAUGAUGGUUAUUAUCCCCAUCGCCUUGUUUCCCACGUGUCUCCGUGAGCUCAAGCUGUACAUUUGGCCACCAGUGCCCAACCUUGACAAAGUCCUACAAGGCUUUCUGACAGAGCUCAAUGGGCCGAGAUGGGAUCCUCCAUCAACACAAAAGCAGUGUUUUGAGGAAACCACUUCAUCUGUGGUGGAGAUAAUGUCUGAUAAUGAGGUUUCAGGAUUGGGGAAGCCAUCAGAGACUUCCACCCUGCUCCUGUCACCAAGCGGAAGCUUCUCCAGCACAGAACAGGUAGAUGGAAGUCCUGGAACUGGACACUUUCCAGACUAUGUGACUCUGAACAGAGACAGUAUCAUCCUUUGCCCAAAAGGGAACACGUAUGUCUACGAGCAGGUCAGAGAGAAAGAAGACCCGCCGGUGAAGGAGGAGCUCAUCAAAAAAUGUCACUCUUCCUGCACUAAUGGCUCAGCCUGUACUCCACCCUGCUUAGGCACAGACUUCCUCAACCAUUCCUACUUACCUCUGGCUGAGUCUGCAGACAAAUUUGACUGCAAGGUCACUGCUGCAAGGGGGCCAGGCAACCUCUAUACCAAUUUCCCCUGUAGCUAAAUGUACUUUGUUUCCACUGGUGCAUAUUUGUUGUAUAAAGUGCAGCUCUCUUUUUGACACAAUAACUCACUGUAAAUUCAUAGAUGUACUGCAUUUCUCCUGCUGUGGAUAAAGCUUUGAUAGCAAUAAAAACGAUUUGUUUCAGGAUAAACACACGCCAUGGCUUAUGCAAAGGUCAGUUACCAUGUGUUCAUAGUGUAAUGGGGGUUAGUUUUGAUUAUGGCAUCACUCUUGAUGCAGUCUUUUGUAGCUGAAAUGCCAUUACGAUUUGAAGAUUAGAUUAGAUUUCAAGAAUAUCUAUUAUCUAAUAUCUAUUUCUAUGACACUUGGCUCAAAUGCUGUUGAAUAUAUUUGGGCAUGAUAUAUUAUAUAUUAGUUUAUCUACUGCUGUAUCUUUUUAUGUCCACUAGAGGGAAGACUAGAUCACAAGAUACUUUGUGAGAUUGCAAGAAAAGACCACACUGUGUUUUUAGUGCUCAAGAAGACUGUAUAAGCACACUGUUAACAAUAACUGGUGCUUCUGUGUGCUUAGAGUACCUUCGAUAAGAAAAGUAAAGAAAAAGAAAGAAGAAAAACAAUGUCAAAAAGAAGGUGCCAUUAGAGAUUGGGACUAUUGCACAAGGGUUUAGUUUAGAUUUGUACAUUUCUUUUUAUUAAGCAUUUGAAUGUCACCUCCUCUGUAUGUUUUCUUACAUUCUUUUUCCUUUGCCUUGCCAUUGUUUAUUGUUAUAUACUCAUUAACUCAUUUAUAUUGUACAUAUUCCUUGUGGGUAAGAAGUCUAAAAAGUUUAGGAGGACAUUUAUGUGACAUGUAACCCAAAAAAAUUAAAUAAAUAAAUAAAAUAAAAAAAUAAAAAACUGUAAAAGCCAAGAUAAGCUUUUAGUUCAUCAUGCAUUACAUUGUAACAUAAGGGUUUGUAUUCUUGUCAAUAAACAUUGAGCUGUUUUC